AUGACUUUGGACGACAGUACAUUUGACAUUAUUACCGGUGAUGAAUCUCCAGAUCUAACGUCUCUGGCAGUGUGGGAUCUUUCCUCCCUGUCUGAUAAUACAUCAACACCAGACAGCAGACGCAGCAUUAAUUGUGGCCAUGACUCGAAUUCGAAGAUGAGCCGUCGCAAAACGCGUACCCUCGCUCCAAACCUCACUCGACGCUCCCACACAAAGUCUCGUGGUGGGUGUUUCAGCUGUAAAAGCAGAAAAAUCAAAUGUGGAGAGCAAAAGCCCGCGUGUGGGAGCUGUCUCAUGAAGGGCAUCUCUUGUAUCUACCCACCGACUGAGCAACCAAUGCGAAAAUCAAAUCUACCACUGAUAAAGCGGAGUCCGAAUGUUUCGCCAUCAUUUUCGAAUGCAACCUUCUCGUUGCUCGACAUGCGCUUUUUCCAUCAUUUCCUCACCAUUGCCUAUCCUCACCUACCGAUAGACAAUGAUCACGUAUGGGUGAAUGAGAUCCCUCAAUUUGCGGAGCAGCACGAAUAUCUUAUGCACGCAAUCCUAUCCCUCGGAGCCUCGCAUCUUUCGCGACUCACAGGAGUCGAUUAUCGCCGCGAGUCUCUGGUCCAUCGAGGCCAUGCGAUCAGCGGACUCAACCAAGCCUUAUCCCAAACGUCACGAUCUUACGGAGAAAGCGACGCAAUGCUCGCCUCCUGCUAUGCACUCACUUUCCAAGCUUCAUAUAUGGGCGAUGGCCUUGCUGAUUUCAUUACCAUGGUCAGGGGAUGCGCUCUAACUACCGAGAAAAUCCACCAAGACCACUCACCUACAGCGUUCAACCUGCAGCCCGAGUGGCACUUCAAAUUCAUGGCACCGCGCCUGAUGAACCUACCCGGGGUAGAUCCCAUCCUUCUCGAAGAAGGCUACAUGGCGCUCGAAAACAUCCGUCCAUUCAUCACGACGGAUACAGAAAUCGACUUCCAUGCGGCGCUCAUCGAUGUCAUUGCCUCCCUUCAAGCCUCUUCUGCCUCCGGCUAUCUGCAAUUCGUUGGUGUCUAUGGUGUAUGGUAUGAGCUCUGCCAUGACGCUUUCAAAACCUUCCUCGACCCGAACAAUCUCAUGGCUCAGCUAUUGCUGGCAUACUUCGUCGGCGUCCAACUACUAAUGGUGCCCCUCGCCGCGGCGGAAUAUCCCAAUCGCGCGGACAUCUCACGUGUGCGGGUCCUCUUCGGCACCAUCGAGUGGGCAGAAGGUAUUUUCGAGCGACUGGAAGCAAGCGAUUCAGAGCUCAAGCACCAUCUCGAGUGGCCGAAGAGUAUUGCUCGCACGGUCGUUGCGGAGAUCAAUGGUGAUGUGCUUCAUCUACCGCCAGUGCUGCAAUUGCACUUGUCGAACCCGGAGAUAUCACCUCAAAGUACAAUGCUAGGAGGCCUGGCCUGA
Molecule: messenger RNA, 1422 nt
Organism: Exophiala bonariae
Lineage: Eukaryota; Fungi; Ascomycota; Eurotiomycetes; Chaetothyriales; Herpotrichiellaceae
Exons: 1
Coding region: 1-1422 (473 amino acids)
Biological process (GO): regulation of transcription by RNA polymerase II
Molecular function (GO): zinc ion binding; DNA-binding transcription activator activity, RNA polymerase II-specific
Source: RefSeq, a predicted model, not a curated record